Rhinolophus ferrumequinum (greater horseshoe bat) is the source of this 6603-nucleotide messenger RNA. RefSeq names its product neuregulin 1 (gene NRG1). Bases 1804 to 3888 code for a protein of 694 amino acids. The transcript is spliced from 14 exons. NCBI's taxonomy places the organism in Eukaryota, Metazoa, Chordata, Mammalia, Chiroptera, Rhinolophidae. Gene Ontology annotation, molecular function: chemorepellent activity; protein tyrosine kinase activator activity. Gene Ontology annotation, biological process: activation of transmembrane receptor protein tyrosine kinase activity; nervous system development; animal organ development. The record is from RefSeq and is a predicted model, not a curated record.
UCAGUUCACAUUAAUCCCAGAGAAUAGAAAAUCAGGAGCAAGUCAUUUUUAAAUAGGAGUAAUCAAUUUCAUAUAUGGAUUGUUCAUAUUUAACUCUUCCUGACCACAACACAAGUCCAUCAUUGUAAAGUAACAGUGGAAGGUAGCCACAACUGUGAUAUGAGAAUGUUUUCUUUAUGUGAUUCUGGAUCGUUCAGUGGUGCAGAUCACACUAAAGGAGCGGAGUGGCCUUUAACUUUUGUCCUAUGCAGCCCGGUGCUAAUGUUUUCUGGGUUUCACUGCUCUUUGGAAUUCUCCACCAGAGGGAGGACAAGGGAAGGAGAAGCAGGUUUCACCCGCAGUUCUGAGGAAAAGUUUGAAUCCGAGAAAGCAAGCAUUCAUGAAUUAAAGAGCUCUAGUGCAGUCUCUGCACUCUCGCUCUCUCUGCAUGCUUUCUCACUCAGCGGAACUGCGUGACGCCCAGCUAGUGCAGUCAUUGUAUUGUUGACCGCCUUUUGACCAGGGUGUUACAGUUCCUUUCAAAUUACGUUGUAGCGAGAUAUGGUUUAGGACACCUUCUUUGAAGAAGUCAGGUUAUUAUAAUUUAUUUUAGGAAAAGCUGAAGAUGAGAGUUCCGACAGGCAUGUUAUUAAAUCCGUCAAAGCAGGAUACACACAUUCAGGGAGCAGAUCUAUGAAGAUGGUGCGAGCUGACCACUCUUAAGGUUCACUGAGCCCUUCCUGUGUACCCAGGACUGUCUUACACUCAAAGUCCCUUCCAUCCAGAGUUUAUCUUUGCUCCACGUGUGUAUGGGGUUUGCACUAAAGUAAGACAGGAAUGAACCCCAAACUCUCCUGGGGAAACGGCAAACGUUACUCUCCCUUCCAAGGGUUCCAGAGCCUUCAUUUGCGGGGCAGGUGUCAGAGUUCCAAACUUUUUUCUCCAACAUUUAUCCGCAUUAAAGGGAACGGAACAGCCCUUCGGGAUGCUGCCUGGCUGCGGAGGAGAGCGAGGAGCUCCAGCCCCUAGGUCUCUUCUUGGGCCUUCAAUCUCCCCGGGCCGCUCGGUUCGGUUCCCGCGGUGGCGGUGGCUGCGGCAUCUCCGCGCAGGUUGCAGCGACCCCUGUCGGGGGUUCCCUACAGCCGCUCAGCGCGCCGCCGCCCCCCGCCCGCCAGCCCGGCCAGGCUCGGGAGUGAAAGGGGCUGCGCCCGGGAGCGCCGAGCCCAGGCUCCUCCCGGUGGCGUGUCCGCGCCUCGGGGUGGGGGUGUGGUGGGGAUGAGGGAGGGGGCGAGGCAAGGGGAGGGUGAGAAGGAGGCGCCAGCCUCCAACCUGCGGGCGGGAGGUGGGUGGCUGUGGGGCAAUUGAAAAAGAGCCGACGAGGAGUUCCCCAAAACUUGUCGGAACUCCGGGCUCGCGCAGAGGGCAGUAGCGGAGCGGCGGCGUCUGCUUGGGCGAUGGGAGUGCGGGCAGGACGGUGAACGCCUCUUCCUCCUCGGACUGCAAGCGCGCCGGACAGAGGCCAGGACAGGAGCCGACAGCGGCGGGAUCCACGGACUUUCCUGGGCAACAGGAGCAACCCCGAGAGCUAGGGCGACCGCCUGACUGAGCGACCGCUAGUCCCAGGUGGCCUGGACCGCACGCCGCGUCCGAGCCGCUCCCCGCAGGCAACAGGAGACGCCCCGGCGCUGCGAGAGCGCCGCAGUUGGGUCGCUUUCCCCCUCCAGGGAGAAACUUCUCAAACCCGAUCCAAACCCUGGGACCAAACUUGCCGCGUGUUGCCUUCGCCCGGAGCCGUCUGCGUAGAGCGUGCACUUCUCCAGCGAGAUGUCCGAGCGCAAAGAAGGCAGAGCUAAGGGAAAGGGCAAGAAGAAGGACCGAGGCUCCGGCAAGAAGCCCCCGGCGGGCGGCUCGAGUACAGCCUUGCCUCCAAGAUUGAAAGAGAUGAAAAGCCAGGAGUCUGCCGCAGGCGCUAAACUAGUGCUUCGGUGUGAGACCAGUUCUGAAUAUUCCUCUCUCAGAUUCAAAUGGUUCAAGAAUGGAAGUGAAUUAAAAAGAAAGAACAAACCACAAAACAUCAAGAUACAAAAAAAACCAGGGAAGUCAGAACUUGUCAUUCACAAAGCAUCGCUGGCUGAUUCAGGAGAAUAUAUGUGCAAAGUAUUCAGCAAAUCAGGAAAUGACAGUGCCUCUGCCAAUAUCACCAUUGUGGAUUCAAAUGAGAUCAUCACUGGCAUGCCAGCCUCAACUGAAACAGCAUAUGUGUCUUCAGAGUCUCCCAUUAGAAUAUCAGUAACAACCGAAGCAGCAAAUACUUCUUCAUUACCGACCCCGAAGAAUCGUAUUUUUGCUUUUUCUUUCCUGCCAUCCACUGCACCAUCCUUCCCUUCACCCACUCGGAACCCUGAGGUGAGAACACCCAAGUCAGCAACUCAGCCACAAACAACAGAAACUAGUCUCCAAACUGCUCCUAAACUUUCUACAUCCACAUCUACUACCGGGACAAGCCACCUUGUAAAAUGUGCAGAGAAGGAGAAAACUUUCUGUGUGAAUGGAGGCGAGUGCUUCAUGGUGAAAGACCUUUCAAACCCCUCAAGAUACUUAUGCAAGUGCCCAAAUGAGUUUACUGGUGAUCGCUGCCAAAACUACGUAAUGGCCAGCUUCUACAAGCAUCUUGGGAUUGAAUUUAUGGAAGCGGAAGAGCUGUACCAGAAGCGAGUGCUGACAAUCACCGGCAUCUGCAUCGCUCUGCUGGUCGUCGGCAUCAUGUGUGUGGUGGCCUACUGCAAAACCAAGAAACAGCGGAAAAAGCUUCAUGACCGGCUUCGGCAGAGUCUUCGGUCUGAACGAAACAACAUGGUGAACAUAGCGAACGGGCCUCACCACCCUAACCCUCCUGCCGAGAACGUCCAGCUGGUGAAUCAAUACGUAUCUAAAAAUGUCAUCUCUAGUGAACAUAUUGUUGAGAGAGAAGUGGAGACAUCUUUUUCCACCAGUCACUAUACCUCGACAACUCAUCAUUCCACCACUGUCACCCAGACUCCUAGUCACAGCUGGAGCAAUGGACACACUGAAAGCAUCAUUUCGGAAAGCCACUCUGUCAUCAUGAUGUCAUCAGUAGAAAACAGUAGGCACAGCAGCCCAACUGGGGGCCCAAGAGGACGUCUUAAUGGCAUGGGAGGCCCUCGAGAAUGUAACAGCUUCCUCAGGCAUGCCAGAGAAACCCCUGACUCCUACCGAGACUCUCCUCAUAGUGAAAGGUAUGUAUCAGCAAUGACCACCCCGGCUCGUAUGUCACCUGUAGAUUUCCACACGCCAAGCUCCCCCAAAUCGCCCCCUUCGGAAAUGUCUCCACCUGUGUCCAGCACGACGGUGUCCAUGCCCUCCAUGGCAGUCAGCCCUUUUGUGGAAGAAGAGAGACCUCUGCUUCUGGUCACACCACCAAGACUGCGGGAGAAGUAUGACCACCACCCUCAGCAAUUCAACUCCUUCCACCACAACCCCGCGCAUGAGAGCAACAGCCUGCCCCCUAGCCCCUUGCGGAUAGUGGAGGACGAGGAGUAUGAGACGACCCAGGAGUAUGAGCCAGCUCAAGAGCCUGUUAAGAAACUCACCAACAGCCGGCGGGCCAAAAGAACCAAGCCCAAUGGCCACAGUGCCAACAGGUUGGAAAUGGACAGCAACACAAGCGCUGAGAGCAGUAACUCAGAGAGUGAAACAGAAGAUGAAAGAGUAGGGGAAGAUACACCUUUCCUGGGCAUACAGAACCCCCUGGCAGCCAGUCUUGAGGCAGCACCUGCCUUCCGCUUGGCUGACAACAGGACUAACCCAGCAGGCCGCUUCUCUACACAGGAAGAUGUGCAGGCCAGGCUGUCUAGUGUAAUCGCUAACCAAGACCCUAUCGCUGUAUAAAACCUAAAUAAACACAUAGAUUCACCUGUAAAACUUUAUUUUAUAUAAUAAAGUAUUCCACCUUAAAUUAAACAAUUUAUUUUAUUUUAGCAGUUCUGCAAAUAGAAAACAGGAAAAAAAACUUUUAUAAAUUAAAUAUAUGUAUGUAAAAAUGUGUUAUGUGCCAUAUGUAGCAAUUUUUUACAGUAUUUCAAAACGAGAAAGAUAUCAAUGGUGCCUUUAUGUUAUGUUAUGUCGAGAGCAAGUUUUGUACUGUUGCCGUGAUUGCUUUUCCACAGUAUUUCAGCAAAGCCGCCCAUACAUUCAGUUUUUACUGGCUUCUCGUGCAUUGCAUUAUGAUGUUGACUGGAUGUAUGAUUUGCAAAACUUGCAACUGUUCCUCUGUUUGCUUACAGUAGCACCUAACCAGUACAUCUUGUAAUGGCACAUCCAUCCAAAUACUGUUCUCUUUUGUACGACGUUUUCUUUUGCUUUCAGUAUAUGAAAUGAGUUGUGUCUACUCUGCCAGCCAAAGGUUUGCUUCACUGGGCUCUGAGAUAAUAGUAGAUCCAACAGCAUGCUACUGUUAAUUACAGCAGGAAACUGCACUAAGUAAUGUUAAAUAUUAGGAAGAAAGUAAUAUUGUGAUUUAAAAAAAAAACUAUAUUAUUAAUCAGAAGACAGCUUGCUCUCACUACAAGGAGCUACCAUUUACUUUAUUUCCAUUUAUUUUUCUUGACAAAAAGCAACAGUUUGGGGCGUAGCAUAGAAAACGGGUUCUGGCUUGCUAACAGGGUAAAUCCAACACCUUUUAAGAGGACUCAAUUUCACUUUCUUUCUGGGGGAAUGACACAGCAGCUCAUCUAGUUGAAGAUCAAACCAUGGCUGAAAAAGGUGCAAUCAUUCUUGACUUGUGUUUUUCACUGAUUUUGGAGCUAGUGAUUGGUUGUGUCUUCUCAGCUCACAACAGACAUGCUAUGGCACAAAAACCCCAGCUUAAACAGCACACUCAGCAAUCCGUCUGAAAUACUUCUAGAGUGAAAUGUGCCUGCUGUACAUAGCGGUGACUUAUCAGCGUCGGGAAAUAGAGUGUCUAGAAGGAGUGAAUGUGUAGAAGACACAGGUGAAGAGCAGCUAUGUGACCUGGUUGCAGUUUUAAACAGUUCUGUUGACAACUCCUUUCUCCUCAUCAUCUGUCUCUUGUUUUUCAAUGUUGCUUUGAUUAGAUCAUAACUAUGCAUGAACAUUUUUGUCAGGAAUGGCCAAUGUGCAUGUGAUUUGUGAUUAGUAAGAACCUUCCACGAGUGAUGAUUCAUCAAGAAAUGUCAAUAGUAUUGGAAAGAUUGCACCUUUCCUUGCAGAAACGACCCCCUCCUAUGUACUGACCUCUCAAUUUGCAGCCUGUAUCACCCAUUUUCUCCCCUUUUCGCUUUACUGUCUUAAAAUUAAGAGGACUAAGAUGGGUCUAAACUUUGCAUGUUCUCUUGUCAUUGUAAAUCCAAGGAAGGCCUAUAGGUAUUAACAUUUGAAAUAACUGCUAAUUCAGGAAAAUAAGAGAUUUUUUUUUUUUAAUUGCUGGCCCCAUUUCAUGCCCUCCCUGAUAUCUGUCACAUCAGGCCAGAGCUUUACUUGGGUUUCAAGUGGCCUUCUAGGAGCCAUGGGACAAAAUGGGAAACAGAUUAGCAGAGGGUUCACAAUACCAGGCAUGAAGUCAAUAAAUAUAAAUGCUUCUUGUUUGCAGGUGAACUAUACCUAUUCCUUCACCAAAUCUCUAUGUUAAUGUUAAAGGGAAGAAAUAACAUGCAAGUACGUCUUAGAGGGAAAAUGGAGGCUGGGCACGAGGCAUACGCUUAAACUCCUACGUGUUUCUGCAGUCCACAGAGAUAGGUCUGUCUGCAGAUUCUGAAGUGACUUUGAGUAUUUGGCAUCCCAAGACGCCCUACAUAGUUCACAGACCACCUUCUCUGUGUUCAGUGUUGUCCGCCUUUGCCUGAUCACCUGCACUGAGGGCCGCGUCAGGCUGCACUGGUUGUACUGAUUUCCCAGUCCUGUAGAAAUGAGUAAGCUCAUGGCAGGGGGAAGAAGACAGGCAACCCUAAGAGUUUCUCUAAGUUAUUCUAAUACUGCUUUUGAAGAGCUUGAGUCAUUCUUAGACUAUUUCAAUGAAGAAAUUCCUAUAUUAAUUAAAACUCUAAAAUUUCUGUUUCAAAUCCUUCCAACUCUGGAGUAUUCUAAUGUCCCGUUCUGGAGGAUUUCAGGAAUAAAUAAAAUCUGUUGAGAGCAAUGACCAUUUUCCUCAGUAUGAAAAUUGCUGUAAAUUUUCAGAUUGCCAAAAUAUAUGAAAACUUAGGAUCAGAGGACAUUUCAUUUUCAACUUGAUUCUGGUCACUCACAGAGGUGGCAUUAGUUGGAACAGCGUUUCCAUCUGUAGAACAAGAGCUUCCCUUAACAAGAAAGGACAGCUGAUUCCUUGGGGCUACAUGCUGUCGCCACCAGAUUUGUUUUCACAGGGACGUCUCUGUGAUGUUUAAUUGCCACAUUACUCUCAAGCCUCCCUGUUUAUAAUCUCAGGCAAUCUCAGGCAGUGCUGUGGCAAUUCGAAGGAGUGGAACCUAUCAUAUGGAAAGCUUUGGUGGGUUUUCGGAUAGUGGAACUUGCCCAGAAGUUCAACAGCAACUUUGUUUCCUGGGCCUGAAAUCAUAUCCCGCUGAGGGGCAUUCAGUGGAACAUAGUAUG